CACGCAAACGGACAUGCACCGAACCCACCGAAAACACAGAAGCAUAUGCCCGGCGACGAACACCCGAGAAGAAACACACGCGUACGCCCGCGAUCUCCCGCCCCACGGAUCGCGAUCCGGCCGCUAAUGGCAGCGCCCCGCCCGCCGGUAUAAAGCGCACCUCGCCACAGCUUUGAGUUCCGCUUCAGCGGUCACCACUCACUAGAAGCUGCUCUGCUUUUGUCCAACAAAAAGAGGGGAGGUGCUCUGCUUCGUUCGAUGGCGACCGUGAUGGAGGAGGCUGGGGCGGUGGUGAUGGGCGGAGCCGGUGAGGAGGAGGUUGUUGCUGCGCCGGAGAAGGUGGAGGAGGUGAAGGAGGCGGGUGCGGGCGGGGUGGACGUGGAGGUCGCCGGCGGGGAGGCGAAGAAGGCGGAGGAGGAGCAAGGGGAGCAGGGCAAGGGGACGGAGAAGAAGCCGAGGAGCAGGAAGCCCCGGUCGGCGGGGCCGCACCACCCGCCCUACUUCGAGAUGAUCAAGGAGGCGAUCAUGGCGGCGGGCGACGGCAAGGCGGGGGCGAGCGCGUACGCGAUCGCGAAGCGCGUCGGGGAGCGGCACGGCGAGGUGCUGGCCACGCAGCUCCGGGGCUUCGCCGCCAAGGGCCGGCUCGUCCGGGUCAAGGCCUCCUUCCGGCUCGCCCCCGCCGAGGAGAAGAAGGCCCUGCAGGCGGCGACGCCCAAGUCCAAGAAGAGGACGACCACGGCCAAGAAGACCGCGUCGAAGAAUGUGGCCCCGGCGCCGGCGCGCGCGAAGAGGGCGAAGAAGGCCAACAAGGCCAGCGCCUGAUGCCGCCACCGUGUCCCCUGUACAUAUCUCGGUAGUAGCAGUACGGAGUAGCAGCAUGUUCGAUCCAGCGCCCUGUUCUGUAAAUACCACCCGUGUGCGUGCGUUGCCGGCAAUAAUGGCGCGCUCGUGUGCCGGUGUUGAUGGACGCGAGGAAGGAGAAGAUGGUGAAUUUGGCUGUGGCCGCCAAUCUGUACGACUGAUGCUUGCACCACUCUGUCUCCGUGUUGUGAUCAUGCUCUGCUCCCUUCCCCUCUUCCGCCUUCGGUUGAUAUCAUGGCAAUGGAUAUCAAUGGAUGAAUGGAAGGAUCUUGUGGGGAGUUCUGGUCUUGGCAGGUGGUCAACCAGUUGAUGAUUCCUUAACAAUCGCCCAACAUCAGAGCAGCUCACGGAAAUAUUUGUAUAAUUUUGCUAAGGCAGAUGUGCCAUAAGUA
Triticum dicoccoides is the source of this 1253-nucleotide messenger RNA. Its product is annotated as histone H1-like. Gene Ontology annotation, biological process: negative regulation of DNA recombination; nucleosome assembly; chromosome condensation. Gene Ontology annotation, molecular function: double-stranded DNA binding; nucleosomal DNA binding. Gene Ontology annotation, cellular component: nucleosome; nucleus. Lineage: Eukaryota; Viridiplantae; Streptophyta; Magnoliopsida; Poales; Poaceae. The record is from RefSeq and is a predicted model, not a curated record. The transcript is spliced from 2 exons. The coding region runs from base 259 to 822 and encodes 187 amino acids.